UCCAAACACCUUUCGCCACUUUUUGGUGUUUUGGUCGCACCAACUUGGAUGUUAGCACUGGACGCAAUACAAUGGCCGUGCAAGUCCGUCAACUAAAACUCCUGGGCAUCAACCAUGACCGAUGAAAUUCUUGUCCACAUUUCCACACCUGCCACGAAACAAAAUGACGACUUAUAUCAAUCUUUGGCUGAUGCCUACAAGGAAUUCGAGCCGUACCGACGGCACCCGGAUGAUGUUUGUUUAGACGAGCCUCGUCAAGCAAACGAAGUCCAAGUUCCGCACAAUGUUUCUGUCCUAAACACCACAUCGACAACGCCGAAAGGGAGCUCGAAUGAUGCGGACGCGAAUACUUCAAUAUUUUCAACCAGCAAAGACUCAUAUGGCAGUUUUCCGUCCUACCCUUCUCCUGGGGAUCAGGAGCGUCUGGACAAUCAGCUUUACUAUGACGAUGAUGGCUCGGUGCCUGUGUCAAGUCGACUCGCAAGAUUGGACCACAUUCAUGUAACCUGGAGAAAACAGACGACUCCUAAAUCAAGUUUUGUGGGCAGACAGCGGCCGGCUCCGCGUGAUGAAGAUGAGGAUGAAGCUGAUACUGCCUUCAUUGAGGAUUCGCAGUUGGCGGCCCAGGCCCUGCAGAGCCAGUUGCAGGAUGGCUAUUCCACGACGGACGAGGACACUGAAGAAGACGAGGUUGAUAUUGACGAAGGAGUUGAGAAGGAUGAGUCAGACGUUGAAUCUGGGCGGAACAACUUGAGCUCGAGCGCAGUGGAACCGACGCCGUCGACCCACUCAGCAGUGACGAGGAGUGUCAGUGCAAGUCAUAAAGAGUCUCGGCUUUUGGAUAACACCUUGGACUUGUCACUUUCUAUUGUGCGGGAUGCAGAGAAUAACCGAAUCUCUCUGACUAAAAGCGAUAUUGCUCUGCAUCCUCCGGAUUUCACUAAGCUCCCCUUGGAUGCUUUCCCGCCAGCGCCGGAAGUCUCCAUAGCACAGCCGGGUACUUUACCCUCGCAAAUCACUGAAUAUCUCGCAGCAAUCAAAAUACAAUACUCAGCACGCUUCAAGCCCUCCAAGAAACUGCGUACGCUCGAAUCCGACGAACGCGGUUAUUGGUCGGUCGGCUGCACAACAUGGUCACAGAAUAUUCAGCACGAGUUUUGGACACGCCUAUGUGAAUACGUUCAGAGUGGGAAACUCGGCUGGGGCACUACAUUGCAUCGGGACCUCGGGUCUUCUCGGACGAUUGGUAGAGUCAAAAUGUAUUGUUGGGGCGAGGUUGUGGAGCAUUUGUGGUUGUUGUUGUGGGUUUGCUCCAAAGGGAGGGUUUCUGGGUCUGGAUCGAAGUGGGUUGAUGCUGAUGGAAUUACUAUUGUCGAGGGAUCUUGAGGUCCGUCAUAAAGGUUGGAAAGCAAACGGCAGAGUUGAGUGUUUGCCAUGGUUUGGAUAGAGAUUGAACGUGUGCGAUGAUAAUGAAAAAUUGGUAUUAAAUAGCCUUUUUUGCGAUUAUGAUUGAAUUUAC
Messenger RNA from Dothidotthia symphoricarpi CBS 119687, 1519 nucleotides. RefSeq lists its product as uncharacterized. The record is from RefSeq and is a predicted model, not a curated record. The coding region runs from base 115 to 1386 and encodes 423 amino acids. NCBI's taxonomy places the organism in Eukaryota, Fungi, Ascomycota, Dothideomycetes, Pleosporales, Dothidotthiaceae. The transcript has a single exon.